Xenia sp. Carnegie-2017 is the source of this 1917-nucleotide messenger RNA. Its product is annotated as forkhead box protein I1c-like. Gene Ontology annotation, molecular function: DNA-binding transcription factor activity, RNA polymerase II-specific; transcription cis-regulatory region binding. The coding region runs from base 73 to 1269 and encodes 398 amino acids. The transcript is spliced from 4 exons. The record is from RefSeq and is a predicted model, not a curated record. Gene Ontology annotation, biological process: regulation of transcription by RNA polymerase II. NCBI's taxonomy places the organism in Eukaryota, Metazoa, Cnidaria, Anthozoa, Malacalcyonacea, Xeniidae.
UUAUCGUGAGUAUACAUUUUAUAGAAGGAAAGUCAGGCAGUCGUGAAUUCUUAACUAACUGAGUGAAUUUCAAUGGACGUCUAUCACAAUUUCUCACAUCCCUUUCAAAAUACAGGCGAUAUUGCCUUUCAAGAGCUGGCCGAUUGCGAACUAAAAGACUUGGACAUCAACUACAACGAUCCGUCUUUUGAUUCCGGUCAGUAUAAUGUGGACGGUGGAAUAGUAUAUCCACAGCAUUCGGACAAAUAUCCUCUUAACGUUCCUGCAGAUUUGACUAACCUGCAAUGGUUACAAAACAUGAAUGUUGCAAUUCCCGUCGAUAGAAAUACGUCUGUGAGCCAUCAUAUUGAUGGCGGCAAUGUCAUGGUUGAUCCCAAUACGGCAAUGCCUGUGCAACACACGAAUAUCAAUGGCUGUUGGCCCAGUUCAAAUCAAAUGCAAGUUCAAACAUUGCAUCAACAACAGUUGGCACUAAGACGCGAUAAGCCAAAGAAGACAACCAAUGUUCCCAUAUCAGCUAAAGAUGAUAAAAAUUAUAAAGAAAAAAAUUAUCCAAAGCCUGUGUUUAGCUACUCCUGUCUUAUUGCAAUGGCCUUGCAAGAUAGCGAUGCCGGAACACUGCCUGUCAGUGAAAUCUAUAAAUUCAUGCAAUCAAAUUUUCCAUAUUUUAAAACAGCUCCUGAUGGUUGGAAGAAUUCUGUGAGACAUAACUUAUCACUAAAUAAAGCAUUCUGCAAACUUGAAAGACCCCAGGGAACUUCACAACGUAAAGGAUGUUUGUGGACCUUGAAGCCUGACAGAAAGGAACAAAUGUUUAAGGAAAUAAAGAAGUGGAAAAAAAAGCAUGCAGAGUCAAUUAAAGCCAGCAUGGCUAGACCAGAAGAAUUUUUCAUAUCAAACGAUGAUUUGGAUGUCAAGCAGUAUCCUAAGAUGCCCUCCAAUGAUCAGUUAGAACAUGCUGCAGCAGAUGCUGCUAAAGAUCUAUUUGGAAAUGGAAUGCAAUUUGAAGAAAUUCCUUCUGAAGCAUUCUGGGAUGACAUAAUGUCAUCAUCCUCUCCUGAUAGCUUAAAGUAUGUUGAUCCAAAUUUUAUCAACAAUGUUGCUGUUAAUAACCAAGACACAGGAUACCCAAAUGAAAUUACUUCUACUGUUGAGGUGGACUCUUCUGCUCAUUAUUAUACAAAUGAAUACAAUAAUCACUUGCCAAGUGUAGGUAAUGUGUACAGCUACAAUAAUAAUAGUAUAUACCAACAGGCUGUAGGGUACUAAUCAUUACUGCCUAUAAUUUGGUGUAUACAGUUUUAGGAAAUCUUAUUUAUUUCAAUUGUGAUAACUUAUGGACCUGAAGAUAUAAAGUUAAAAGUUCACCUUUUACAUGCAUUCGUCACUAACAUUGCUGCUAAAUUAGUGAGGGAUUAGUUUAAAUUUGCUGCAAGAUGUUUUGUGUAUUGUGAAACUUUUUGAGAUUUUUUUUAUCAAAUAAGUGGAUACAAUUGCUGCAUUGAACAGCUUUGUCUUUCACCUUAGAGAGAGAGAGAGAGAAAGCUCUACUUUGUAAGUUGUAUCUUGAACAUGUCAUAAGGACUUAUUUUUUGGAUCAUUUUUGUUUUCAAGAUUUUCAAUCUUUUCUAAAAAAUAAUCUAGAAUGCGUUUCCCACUCAGGAUCUUCAUUCAUUCAAUGUUUGGUGUUGUUUAUUUAAUAGUUAAAAUAACAUUUUAAAGAAAUAUCUACGUGUACGCAGCGGUAAUUUAUGUCAUUAGUUGUAAAUAUUCUUUCAUGAACACAACCAAAAGACACAUAUUUGUUGAGUAGUAAUAUAUUGUUUUAACUAUUUGUAAAAAUGUAAAUAGGUUUACUUUUAGCGAUUACUAUUUUACUUAUUUUAAUUUAAUAAACUAAUUCGUUGGAUGUACUAA